AUGAGGGAACAUCUCAGGUCAACAAUGCAGUUGCCGGUUAACAUGAGUAACAUUUCUGAGCUAUAUUCUCUUAUGACAGUCAGCAGCGGUUUAUUUGAUACCAAAAUGUUGUUUCAAAUAACUCUACCACUAAUCAAUGAUCAGUCCUUUGAUUUAUUCGUUGUUAUUCCCGUUCCAGGGAUCAUAAACGGAGAAUACGUGACAAUCACACCAUGCACGUCUAUGAUGGCAUUCAAUACUCAUAGGAAUGGGUACUUUCCGAUUUCAGAAAUACAGUUGGCACAAUGUGUGUCUUCAAAAAAUGAUGUCUUCAUCUGUUCAGAUACACAAGAAAUAUAUUCUCUUGAAUCAGGCAAGUGCACUUGCGAAGUAAAUCUAUUUAAUAAUAGUACAUCAUCUUGCACUUGGCAAAGUUUCACAAGUAAUACCUUAUGGAUCCAGGCUGUUGCACAAAAUCAAUGGAUGUUCGUCGCAAGAAACCCUGUAAAGCUAAACGCAGUAUGUGACAAUGAGCAUUCUCAGGUGAAAUUGCAAAAUACAGGUUUACUUGAGCUCCCACCAGGGUGCAUACUCUCACAUCAUACGGCAACAAUAACCAGCCAUUACACAAUGACUACUCGCUUAAAAUAUUCCCACACAAGCUUCCAUUCAAGCCCAAUAGUGACAGCGAUUCCUCGGCAAUCAUCUCUAAAGUUGAAAAACAUCAGCAUGGAGACAGCUAACGAUGAAAUAACUAGUUUAAAGUCAUCUUUAAAUAUGAUAAGGUCUCAGGAAGAACUGCCGAACAAUACACUAUCGCAGCACCAACACCAUUUCAUUCUGGAAUAUAUGGCACUUGGUCUCAGUGUGCUCAUACUCUGCAGUAUAAUCGGUCGAUAUUUAUUCCGAAGAAAUACACACCGUCACAGGAUUGGUACACCCCACCCACAACCACGAAGACGAGUUCAAGAGCAACAUGCAAUGUCCGAGGUCGAAGUAGCAGAAGAGGAUUGA
This is a messenger RNA of Teleopsis dalmanni, 993 nucleotides long. RefSeq lists its product as uncharacterized. The coding region runs from base 1 to 993 and encodes 330 amino acids. The record is from RefSeq and is a predicted model, not a curated record. NCBI's taxonomy places the organism in Eukaryota, Metazoa, Arthropoda, Insecta, Diptera, Diopsidae. The transcript has a single exon.